Protopolystoma xenopodis is the source of this 348-nucleotide messenger RNA. The record is from the annotation of a GenBank genome assembly. NCBI's taxonomy places the organism in Eukaryota, Metazoa, Platyhelminthes, Monogenea, Polystomatidea, Polystomatidae.
AUGGCAGUUGAUGUUCUUCUGCGACUUCAAGAUAUUGCCAACGAGCUCAUAAUCGUGAUGGACUCAGGAGCUCUUGAGCCUUUGCACCUUCGAUGCCAAUUACCAGACCUAACUCAGUUUAUUUCUGCUAGGCAAGGAGAAUCAAAUCCUUCCGAAAGCUUUGGUUCCAUCCUCAAAUCAGUAACUCAAGGGCGUUGCAAUGGGCAAAACAAGGAUAGUUUGCCUUUUCAAUAUACACCACAUUGUUCAAAAGCGAUGCUUGCUGUUGUACUAGCAGAUUACACCCUGCCAACCAGCGUGAGUCAGUAUACACAUAUUUUACAAAAGUGCUCUCAUAAAAAAAAUUGA